Messenger RNA from Solanum lycopersicum (tomato), 1069 nucleotides. The record is from RefSeq and is a predicted model, not a curated record. Lineage: Eukaryota; Viridiplantae; Streptophyta; Magnoliopsida; Solanales; Solanaceae.
ACUUUCACACCAAAAAUCUUAUAUAGAAAAAACUCUUCUCCAACAUUUCGAAACUCCAUUGUUUCUCUUUCUAAAGCUUUCUCUCACCUCCCAGGUUUUAAUACAGAGAAUUGAAGUUAUGGGGAAUAGAGUGGAUCAUGAGUACGAUUACUUGUUUAAGAUCGUGUUGAUUGGUGAUUCUGGAGUUGGAAAAUCGAACAUUCUGUCUAGGUUUACGCGAAAUGAGUUCUGUUUGGAGUCAAAAUCUACUAUUGGAGUUGAGUUCGCCACUAGAACUCUUCAGGUUGAGGGAAAGACAGUCAAGGCCCAAAUAUGGGACACUGCAGGCCAAGAACGGUACCGAGCCAUUACCAGUGCUUAUUACAGAGGAGCAGUUGGUGCACUCCUUGUUUAUGACAUAACAAAGGGACAAACAUUCGACAAUGUUCAAAGGUGGCUCCGAGAAUUGAGAGACCAUGCAGAUUCUAACAUUGUCAUUAUGAUGGCUGGAAACAAGUCCGACCUUAACCACCUUCGAGCAGUCUCUGAGCAGGAUGGUCAAAAUUUAGCUGAGAAGGAAGGACUGUCAUUUCUUGAGACAUCGGCAUUGGAAGCAGUCAACGUAGAUAAGGCUUUUCAGACUAUACUAACCGAGAUAUACCAUAUCAUAAGCAAGAAGGCGCUGGCUGCACAAGCAGCAGCCACAACCACUACUCUUCCUGGUCAGGGUACAACCAUCAAUGUUAAUGACACCUCUGAUAAUGUGAAGAGAGGCUGCUGUUCUACCUGAGUUAAAAAAGUUUGAACAAGGAAACGAGAUUCGGUAUAUUUAAAUUUUUUUGGUUUAUUUUACAUUAUUCAUCAGAGCAAGAGAUGUAGAUUACUUUCUUGAUUAUACAAGAGAAAGGGCUUGUGAAUGUUAAUUGUCCUAGUGAUUUAGGAAAGAUCUAUUCUUCAUGUGGUGUACUGUUUAACUAUUUUCUUUUAGCUUAUAAGAAGAGAUUAGCUUAUCUAAUAUCUUCCCAGAUACUUGUUACUAUACAGGAGAUUCAAUUAAAUUCUUGCAUCUUCAUCUGUAUUAUUUUGACUU